AUGCAGUAUCUCCUUUUCUCGGCGCUAGCUUUAAGCACUGGCGCCCAUGCCUAUGGUUCAGGUAGUGGCGGCUGGGAUACAGCUUACUCAAGAGCCAGAACAGCCUUGAACAAGCUGAACCAGACCGAGAAAGUUGGGAUUGUCACCGGUGUGACCUGGGAGGGAGGACCCUGUGUGGGCAACACCUAUGCCCCUAGCUCAAUCGACUAUCCUUCUUUAUGUCUUCAAGACUCGCCUUUGGGUAUCCGUUUUGCCAACCCCGUGACAGCAUUCCCGGCAGGGGUUAACGCAGGAGCAACAUGGGACCGUAGUCUUCUAUAUGCACGCGGUGCUGCAAUGGGCCAAGAGGCAAAGGGUCUCGGUGUUCAUGUGCAACUAGGACCAGUAGCUGGACCUCUGGGGAAGAAUCCCACUGGUGGGCGAAAUUGGGAAGGAUUCUCGGUUGACCCGUAUCUCAGUGGUGUAGCCAUGGAAGAAACAAUCCAGGGCAUGCAGACCUCAGGUGUUCAGGCUUGUGCCAAGCACUGGCUUGGAAACGAACAGGAGCAUAACCGCGAUACCAUCAGCUCCAAUAUUGGAGAUCGCGCCGCACACGAGUUGUACGUGUGGCCAUUUAUGAAUGCCGUCAAAGCCAAUGUUGCGUCGGUGAUGUGCUCUUACAAUAAGGUCAAUGAGACCUGGGCUUGCGAGAGUGAUGCCAUUUUGAAUAAACUCAUGAAGACGGAACUUGGAUUCCCAGGAUACGUUGUCAGCGACUGGAAUGCGCAGCACACUACUGCCAACAGUGCCUUGGCCGGUCUUGAUAUGACCAUGCCAGGCAGUGACUUCAAUUCUCCACCUGGUAGCAUCUUUUGGGGAUCAAACCUCGCCAAAGCUGUGGCCGACGGCUCAGUCCCACAGUCUCGCCUUGACAACAUGGUCACUCGUAUUCUCGCCGCUUGGUAUCUUCUUCGCCAGGACCAAGGCUAUCCCGAGGUCUCGUUCAGCUCUUGGGAUGGUGGCAAGGCGACAGUUGAUGUGACUGCCGAUCAUGCCAGUGUCGUCCGCACUGUUGCCCGGGACUCUAUUGUUCUGCUGAAGAAUACUGGAAAUGCUUUACCGCUUCGACGACCUAAGAGCCUUGCUAUCAUUGGAGAGGAUGCUGCUGUUAACCCUGAUGGACCGAACGCAUGCAGUGACCAUGGCUGCGACAACGGCACGUUGGCUAUGGGGUGGGGUAGUGGCACUGCUCAGUUCCCUUAUCUCGUUGCGCCUCUCGAUGCAAUUCAAGUUCAAGCCAAGAAGGACGGCACGAAGAUUAUUCAGAGUGCGACUGAUAGUACUACUGAUGCUUCCGCUGCUGCCGCUGCCGCCGAGACUGCCGUAGUGUUCAUCAACUCCGACUCCGGUGAAGGUUAUAUUACAGUGGAAGGCAAUGCUGGAGACAGAAACAACCUUGACCCUUGGCACAACGGGAACGAACUUGUCAAGGCUGUCGCAGCUGUCAACAAGCAUGUAAUCGUCGUUGUCCACAGCGUGGGUGCAGUCACCCUCGAGACAAUCCUGGCACUGCCAUCUGUGAAAGCAAUUGUCUGGGCAGGACUUCCGGGUCAAGAAAGCGGAAAUGCUCUUGUCGACGUGCUGUACGGAGCUGUCUCCCCAAGUGGCAAGCUUCCUUACACUAUCGCGAAAGCAGCCGAAGAUUACGGCACAACCUGGACCAACUCAGAGGUUGACGACUUUACCGAGGGUUUAUUCAUUGACUACCGCCAUUUCGACCAAAAUGGAAUUACCCCUCGCUACGAGUUUGGAUACGGCUUGUCUUAUACAGAGUUCGCCUACAACGGCAUUGCCGUUGAUGUAUUUGCCAGAGCGGGACCGUCAACCGGCAAAGUCGUCCCCGGCGGCCCAGCAGAUCUUUUCGAAUCUGUUGGAUCAAUUUCUACAACUAUCCGCAACACAGGUAAGGUAGCCGGUGCAGAAGUUGCUCAGCUUUACAUUGGUCUCCCGAACUCUGUGCCGGGUACUCCUCCCAAGCAGCUUCGUGGUUUCCAGAAGCUGUGGCUUAAUCCCAGACAAUCGAGCAGAGCUACUUUCGAGCUUACCCGACGUGAUCUAAGCUACUGGGAUGUGGCGAGCCAGAAAUGGGUUGUCCCUACUGGCACUUUCCGUGUUUACGUUGGAAGCUCCAGUCGUGAUAUCCGCCAGCAUGGUUCAUUCACUGUUGGCCGUUCAUGGGGCAACUAA
Penicillium nucicola is the source of this 2226-nucleotide messenger RNA. RefSeq names its product beta-glucosidase. Bases 1 to 2226 code for a protein of 741 amino acids. The record is from RefSeq and is a predicted model, not a curated record. Gene Ontology annotation, biological process: glucan catabolic process. The transcript is spliced from 4 exons. Gene Ontology annotation, molecular function: beta-glucosidase activity. NCBI's taxonomy places the organism in Eukaryota, Fungi, Ascomycota, Eurotiomycetes, Eurotiales, Aspergillaceae.